CUGGGGUCAGAAGUCAGAAGUUGAUGGAAACACGUUAGGUCUCCUGUGCAGCAUGGAUGGAGACAAAGGAGCAUAUCCCUGCUCUAGACCCAGAAGCUGCUGGUAAGACCAAGCUCAGGAGAGGCUGCAGACACUAGUGGCAUUCACCAUGCGAUUUCCACGUCUGACCCCUGGAUACUUUCGGGUGCUACAGAUGCAGAUAGCCGGGCAGCUGAAGGCAGAGCCCCGGAGUCCACUGGUUGGGGUUAUGGCUACACUUCUGGCUGUGCUUGGGCUUGGCGGUUCCUGCUAUGCUGUCUGGAAGAUGGUGGGGCAGCCGCAGCCGCAGCAGCAGCCACCACAGUCCCGGUGAUGACACAGUCCCGGUGAUGAAGCAGGCAGGCAGCCUCUCAGCUGGGUUUUGAAGGUAGGUGACU
Messenger RNA from Erinaceus europaeus (western European hedgehog), 416 nucleotides. RefSeq names its product ZNF593 opposite strand (gene ZNF593OS). NCBI's taxonomy places the organism in Eukaryota, Metazoa, Chordata, Mammalia, Eulipotyphla, Erinaceidae. The transcript has 3 exons. The record is from RefSeq and is a predicted model, not a curated record. The coding region runs from base 149 to 352 and encodes 67 amino acids.